Messenger RNA from Leptosia nina, 1500 nucleotides. Lineage: Eukaryota; Metazoa; Arthropoda; Insecta; Lepidoptera; Pieridae. The record is from the annotation of a GenBank genome assembly.
AUGGGGAAGUCUUGGAUCACGCCAUUUAAGAAACAGUGCUUCGUGACACUAGGAGUCUCUUUGAACCUGUCGUCGCAUGGCUUGACGAUGGGAUUUGCAGCCAUAGCGCUGCCGCAGCUACGGAAACCAGACUCCAUCAUUCCCAUCGAUGACGUCACAGGAUCGUGGAUAUCCGCCAUCUUGGGAUUUGCCCUCAUCGUUGGUAACUUCAUCAUACCUACGGUUAUGGCAAAAUACGGACGUCGUACAGCAAACAUUCUAAGCAUAAUUACAAUGCUAGUGGGCUGGUUCUGCGUUAUCCUGGCAACAAACAUCAAAGUGUUCCUCAUCGGUAGAUUCUUGAAGGGAACUGCUAUGGGCAUGACUGCGUCUCUAGGGCCUGUUCUAAUAGGGGAAUACACCAGUCCCAAGAACAGAGGAGCCUUCUUAACCACCAUAUCAUUGUCAAUAGCUAUCGGUGUUCUAUUCGCCCACACCUUAGGAGCAUUCUUCUACUGGCAAGUCGCCGCUUUAGUUAUAGCCGUAGUCAUGUUCUUCGACCUGGUCAUCGUUCUAUAUUCUCCGGAGACUCCAGCUUGGUUAUCUGAUCAGGGCCGAUACGAAGAGAGCAGACGUGUUUUCAGAUGGUUGAGAGGAGAUUCGGAAGAGGAGGAAUUGCGACGUAUGAUCGAAACUAGUGUUAUUGUCAGGGAGGCCAAGGCUGAAAUUGUCGUCGCAGACACGUUCUCCAAAAGACUGAAAGCUAACAUAGUGUUCUUUAACACUACGAUACGUAAAAGAGAAUUCUACAAACCGAUAUUUAUAAUGAUUCAUAUGUAUACUUUGAGCCAGUGGGCUGGAGCAAAUAUCUUAGCAGCUUAUACCCUCGAUGUAUUCACCAAUGUUAUAGGAACAGAGGUGAACAUUUAUUUGAUGGUUAUAACUUUGGGUGCACAAAGGAUCAUCUCUAAUGGAAUCGCUGUGUGGAUCAUCAAGAAGGUGAAGAGGCGAACGAUGCUUUUUGCGACAGUUGGUUUGAACGUAUUCGCGUUCCUGGCUAUAGCUGCUUACAGCUACCUCAAAGUGCACAAUAUGCUACCGUACGACCAUCCUCUCAUUGGAAUCUUAUUAAUACACAUUCACAUGGUGACGAUCGCCACUGGAACGGUACCAUUACCCUUUAUAAUCGCAGGGGAACUCUUCCCCCUAGAUUACAGAAGUCUAGCUGGUAGCAUAAGUGUUUUCUUCCUGUCCGGAAACUUCUUCAUCAUUCUCAAGACUGUUCCAUAUUUGUUCAAGACCAUAGGAAUACACGGCGCUUAUGUGAUUUACGCUGCUAUUGUUGCGUACUGCCUGGUGAUAGAGUAUUUCUUCCUUCCUGAAACCAAGGAUAGGACGUUGCAAGACAUCGAAGACGAGUUCCGUGGACGGCCGUUGUCUCCGGAAGAAUUGAAGUCUACGCAGUCUUUGACAGCGUAUAAACACAAUCAAGAUAGGCGAUGCAGUAGUCCAGUUAUAUAG